GUAUCACUGUAUUUUGACUGCUUUAUUCAGACCAAGUGAAUUAAGUGCCGAAGAGUUUCAGCUAAAUAUAGUCAAACAGACAGUGACUGCUUGUGUUAGUUUAAAUGUAUGUUAUUCAUUAUUAUUCUUCAUUUUCCAGAUUUUGCAUUUUGUUUUGUGUAGGAUGUAUCCACAGUGUCACUGAGUUCAGACAGUCUAUGAUGGCAGACUCUAUUGUGCGCUGCUAGUUACAAGUUAAUAAUACGCUUCAGCCCCGAACUCGAGCUAAUAAAGAAUGUGAGUUAGGCAUUGGUGGACAUGUGUGUGUUUACAUAGCAGGCCUUUCCCCAGGUGCUACACGAUCUCAGGGCUACAGAAGCAGGAGGAGGGGGGAUUCAGUGGCACACACAAGCGCUCACGUGCAGCUCUGCCCCUAAAGGAAAAAAAAAAAAAAAAAAGUCAAAAAGUGGGAGAGGAGGUAGCCGAGAUAACAGAUCAGAGGGAGGAAGGGAGCGGUGGACUGUGUGAACCAUGCAGCUGCCAGGAUAGUUUUGUAGUUAACUUCACACAGUUACCCUGGGUGGUUCUGACCCUGGGAUCUUUUCCUAUCAGCUUCUUUAUGAAUGAAGCAAAUUAUUUCUUCCUGUGAUUGUAAAGAUGGUGGGAUUCUCCUCCACUGCUGUUGAAACCAUGGAGGUGCUGGUAAGCGAGCUGGGGGUCCUGCUGAAGAUGCUUGACCAAGAAAGCCUCAGUUCUUCCACAGAGGAGAAGAAGAUGUCUGUGUGGAACCUCCUACAGCAAAUACAGCCACAAGUGUCUGGUACAGACUACAUCUACAUGAACUCCUCUGUGUACAGAAAUGGGACCAGCUUCGUGGAGUCAUUAUUUGAGUCCUUUGAUUGUGAAAUUGGAGACCUAAAGGACGUCACAGAUGAGCUAAAACUGGACAAAGACACUCAAACAGACACUCUAAAGCAGGACAGUACAGACUCCCCCACCUCCCAUUCAGCUGAGUCGCCUCCGCCUCUGCCCACCACCCCUCCCCCCGAAGAGUACUACGAAGAGGCCGUCCCCCUCAGCCCUGGCACGCUGCCCGAAUACAUCAUCACGAGAGUCAGGCCUGGUCCUCCAAUAGAAGAUGGUUAUGAAGAAGCAGAAAACCACUACCCCACAACAUGUAUCAACUCGCACCGGAAGAAUUCUUACAACGACUCUGAUGCUCUGAGCAGUUCUUAUGAGUCUUAUGAGGAGGAUGAGGAAGAGCGCAGUCCUGGUGUCAGACUGACCCACCAGUGGCCCUCAGAGGAGAUGAGCUCCAUGCCUCCUGCCCGGGACUGUCGCAUCUGUGCUUUUCUACUGCGCAAGAAACGCUUCGGUCAAUGGGCCAAACAGCUCACUGUAAUACGAGAAAACAGACUGCAGUGCUACAAGAGCUCCAAGGACACGACCCCCUACGUGGACCUGCUCCUGCCCCAGUGCACUGUGGUCUAUGCCCCUAAAGACGGCAAGAGGAAGCACCACGAGCUGCGCUUCACUCUGCCCAAUGGAGAUGCUCUUGUAUUGGCUGUGCAAAGCAAGGAACAGGCUCACCGGUGGCUCAGAGUGGUCCGAGAGGUGAGCGGCCAGUCCACUGCCCCCGACGACACAUCUCCGGUCAUCUCGAGAAAAAACGAACUUGACAAGAGGUUGUCAGCUGAGAGGAACACUUCAGAUUCAGAUAGCGUGGGUGUGUCCACCGGGGAAACCUGCAAAGAAAACGGUAAAGUGAAGCGUGGGGCAUUUGCUGCCGGUCGUAAAAUCACACGAAUCAUCAGCUUCUCCAAGAAAAAGCCUCCCAGACCAGGAGCUGCGUUCAGUGACCCUCGACAAGGCUUCAUGUUGGUACUAGUGAACCAGGUGUGGAGGGAGCAGUGGUGCUGUGUGUCCAAAGGAUACCUGCGUUUCUAUAGCGACAGGGGUGACGCUCGCACCUCUCUGCCCUCUGUCCCACUGUAUGACUGUGAGGUGGUGCCCGGGCUGGGACCCAAGCACCCCUUUGCCUUUCGAAUCAUGAGGAACAGUAAUGAGGUGGCUGCUCUCGAGGCGAGCAGCUCAGAGGAAAUGGGCCGGUGGCUGGGCGUCCUGUUAGCGGAGUCGGGGUCUCUGACAGAUCCUGAGUCCCUCCAUUACGACUAUGUUGACGUGGACACCAUCGCCAACAUCCGCGACGCUGUGAGACACUCCUUCCUGUGGGCCACUACUUCAAGUUCCCCAGACUAUGAUGACGUCCCAAAUGAAGACAUGCAGUCUGAGCAGUGUGGGGACCAUGGCAAACGGCGCUCCAGUUUCUCCAGCAGCGACUCAGAUCGGACCAAACCCCCCAUCUCACUCAAGCGAACAGGCUCGAAUUCCAACCAAUAUGGCCGCUAUGGGAAAACGAGAGCGGAGGAGGAUGCCAAACGAUACCUGAAGGAGAAAGAGGAGCUGGAGAGAGAGAAAGACGGGAUAAGAAAGGCGCUGGUGGUUCUGAGACAAGAGAAGAAAGAGCUCAAAGAAGAACUGAAGAUGGCUCAUGAGAGGAGAAAGCCCUUCCUAAAUAAGCGAGUGGCUGAGUUGGAUGAGAAAUGUCGAGCCAAAGAAGCCGAGCGGGUGGAUCUGGAGCUCAAACUGACCCAAGUGAAAGAAAACCUGCAGAAGAGUCUGGCAGGAGGAGGCAUGAUGUCCCCAGUGCAGACCAAACCACCAGUCAAGGCAUCUACCAACAAGAAGCAUCAGAACAUCUACAUAGAGGGUUUACCUGUGAACUGUGCGGCUGAGCUGAGAAGGAGACCGCCGUCUGUUUACGCCUCUUCAACCGGGACAGUCAUGCAGAAAGCAAAGGAAUGGGAAUCAAAGAAAGGAACUUAAGAAACAGUUGCAAGAACUACAAAACAGACGCAUGGGGUGGGAUCAUACGCCGAACAUUCCUUGUGAACUAUUGUGUAUUAAUUGUAAUGAAAGACUUUGACCCCUAGGUGGAGGUACAUCCCUCUUAAUAUUUACUUGUUACAUGAAUGAGGUAAUUCUCGCUGUAUUCAAGUGUUGGCAUUGGUUCAAGUUGGAAAUAAGAUGAUGAAUUGUGUUUUGAAAGUAGUUACGUAAGUGUGAAUAGCGUUUUUAAGGGUGAAGAACAUUUAAUAUUUAAUUGGCAUGUGGACAACAGAGGAAUGUGAUGGAAAAAGAGUGGAUUUAAACCCGGAAGUGCCUUUAAUGUGUGGAUAUGUCUGUACAUAGUGAAAGAUGACUACUGUUUAAAUGUAUUUUUGUAUUGACUUUCAUACCAGAACAUCUUAAAACGUACAGUAUAUGUCAGGGCUGUUCAGCUGCAUGCCACUCAAUUACUGCAUUUAAAUUGACUGCACUUAUCAGUUUCUCCUACUGAAGCUGGAGGCUGGGAGACAUUUAUGGGAGCUAAACCAUAACUAGAAAUAAUGUGGUUUCAGCAAAAAACUGCAGCAGUGUCUGUGUUUAAAGAUCAUAUACUGUACGUUCCUGCUUUAUAGUGACUAACAAUAUGCUUCUCAUUCAAAACCAUUAAGUUCUCGUUUCAAUAUUAACAUAAUUGUAAAUCUGUGCUCAGUGUGGGAGAUUUUUGCACUUUACUGUCCUCUGCUCGCAUCAAAGAGCAAUAAUGUAACUGUAUGUCUUAUUUCCAAAGGUUUUAAUAAUAAAUUGUAUUGUUGAAA
Messenger RNA from Boleophthalmus pectinirostris (great blue-spotted mudskipper), 3683 nucleotides. RefSeq names its product actin filament associated protein 1-like 1a (gene afap1l1a). The transcript is spliced from 19 exons. Lineage: Eukaryota; Metazoa; Chordata; Actinopteri; Gobiiformes; Gobiidae. Bases 637 to 2865 code for a protein of 742 amino acids. The record is from RefSeq and is a predicted model, not a curated record. Gene Ontology annotation, molecular function: SH3 domain binding. Gene Ontology annotation, cellular component: cytosol.